Molecule: messenger RNA, 1518 nt
Organism: Kockovaella imperatae
Lineage: Eukaryota; Fungi; Basidiomycota; Tremellomycetes; Tremellales; Cuniculitremaceae
Exons: 7
Coding region: 81-1358 (425 amino acids)
Cellular component (GO): cytoplasm
Molecular function (GO): flavin adenine dinucleotide binding; electron-transferring-flavoprotein dehydrogenase activity
Source: RefSeq, a predicted model, not a curated record
GCGACUCUCUUCCCCAAACUAGAACUUCCACUUCUCUGCUGCUUGACUCUAAUACAAUUAGUCAAACUCCUCCCUCGACAAUGUCAGAAUGUCAGAACAUUGUGAUCGUUGGCGCUUCCGGAGCAGGAUCACAGCUUGCCACAUCACUACUACCCCAACUUCCUCGCACGCAUCGUAUUCUCUUGAUCGACGCCAGCUCUUUCGCUUCUUGGCCUCUUGCAUCCCUCCGUGCGGCAGUCACUCCAGGAUGGGAGAAACGCGUGGCUGUACCUCUAUCAACCGAAUCCAUCUUUCCAAGUGGCUCUCAGCAUCAAGUCAUCUCGGGCUGCAAGGUCGUCGAGCUCAGAAAGAACUCCAUCGUCUUAGAAAGAGCAUUUGAAGGCUCCUCCGAGGUCCCAUUCUUGAAAUGCGUUUUGGCAACCGGAGCGUCUCAAGGGUUCCCCAUGCGACCAGAACCUGGCAUGUCAAUGGAAGCCUACACUCAGAAACUGCAACAGCUCCAAUCAGAGGCGCAGAGAGCGACCAAAGCGGUGAUCAUUGGAGGAGGAGCGGUAGGAUUGGAAAUGGCCGGGGAGCUCAAGGAUGCCGGUGUAAAGUCCAUCACUAUCGUCCACAAUGCCUCCCAUGUGCUCAAUCCAUCUUCGGCUCCCGCUUCAACCACCAACGACCACUUUUCCUACAACAAUCCUCCGACCGCGCUCAAAUUGUCCGUCUCAUUGGAGAAACAACUCAAGGCGUUGGGAAUCGAUGUCAUCCUGGAUGACCGAGUCGUGAUACCAUCACCUUCAGAUGCGGGACCAGGCGAAUGGGAUGGCUCCACUGGUCUGCAGAAUGGGCUGAAAAAGCUCAAGACAAAGAAUGGCAAAGUUCUCGAAGCGGAUUACGUUUUUCAAAGUAUCGGAAACAAGCCAAACGUCGGACUGGUCCAAAGCGUCGAUCCCGGAGCUAUUGUUUCUGGGCUCGUCGCAGUCAACGAGUAUCUUCAGGUCAUUUCAAAGACAUCUCAAUCUCCACUCACCGAUAACUACUUUGCGAUCGGAGACUGUUGUUCGACACCAGGGUGGAAGACGCUUCAAGGCGCACAGAGUGAUGCCGAUGCUUGUGCCGUCAACGUCAUAAACGCCAUCAAGGGUAAAUCGCUCAAAGCAUACUCUCGAGGCGGCCCAGCAGCCAUGUUCAUUCCCCUCGGCAAAUCCGCGGGUGCUGGAACGCUCGACUUGCCGAUCUUUGGGACUUGGCUCGUACCUCAGUUCAUGGUCAAGAGUCUCAAGGCUCAGAAAUUGAUGGUCGAAGAAAUGUUCAUGCCUCGAUUCAAGCUCGGUUCACAGAAACCGACUGUACCUGCUCCUCCUGCCUGAGUCCAAACCUGUAUCCGAAUACGAUCCCAUUCCGAAUGCCCUUAUAGACUACAGUAUCGAUACUUAAUGCAGCGAUGAUCCUGGAGACGGGGUCAGAUCAUCCACUCUAUGUGUAACUCGACUAAUCUGAAAGUGUAUAAACCUCCGCUGAAAUGCAUAC